This is a messenger RNA of Phyllostomus discolor (pale spear-nosed bat), 2541 nucleotides long. It is a transcript of the gene NPLOC4, whose product is annotated as NPL4 homolog, ubiquitin recognition factor. NCBI's taxonomy places the organism in Eukaryota, Metazoa, Chordata, Mammalia, Chiroptera, Phyllostomidae. Gene Ontology annotation, cellular component: nucleus. The record is from RefSeq and is a predicted model, not a curated record. The coding region runs from base 157 to 1572 and encodes 471 amino acids. Gene Ontology annotation, biological process: ubiquitin-dependent protein catabolic process. The transcript has 13 exons. Gene Ontology annotation, molecular function: ubiquitin protein ligase binding; ubiquitin binding.
CGUCGCGGCUGUGGCUGUCGGGCGGCGAAGCUGGAGCGGCGGUGGCGGCGGCGGCGGGAGGCCGGGGCUGAAGCUGGGGCCGGGGCUACUAGGCCCGUGGGGAGGCAGGCGGCGACGACGGCCGGGGGCUUGAGCCCGGACGCGGGAGCGGCCGCCAUGGCCGACAGCAUCAUCAUCCGUGUGCAGUCCCCGGACGGCGUGAAGCGGAUCACGGCGACGAAGAGAGAGACGGCGGCCAUGUUUCUCAAGAAGGUACCUGUGGCUCAGGUGUUCACCUGUUGGGGUCCCCGUUGCCUGGUCUGCCACCCCUGGGCUGGUCUCCCGAGCUGCCCUCUCCUGUCCCGGUUGGCGGGGCGGACCCAGGGCUGGGCUGUGCCGUGCCCCUUGCACUGCUUCGUGUGCGUCUCGCUGCUGCAGACCCGGCGACCGCGUGGAGUGGCCAUGGGGGCGUGUGGCCCCCAGAGCCGGGCCCUCGCCGCCGGGCUGCUCGCUGGGGGAGUGUGCCUCUGCUUCCAUGUGGCGCGGCGUCUCCCCCUGGGCAUCCGGGCCGAGGUGGCCGCCAUCUACGAGCCUCCCCAGGUUGGGACGCAGAACAGUCUGGAGCUGCUCGAGGACCCAAGAGCCGAGGUGGUGGACGAGAUCGCUGCCAAGCUCGGCCUGAGGAAGGUGGGCUGGAUUUUCACAGACCUGGUCUCGGAAGACACGCGCAAGGGGACGGUCCGGUACAGCCGCAACAAGGACACCUACUUCCUGAGCGCGGAGGAGUGCAUCACCGCGGGCGACUUCCAGAACAAGCACCCCAACGUCUGCCGGCUCUCCCCGGACGGCCACUUCGGGUCCAAGUUCGUCACUGCAGUGGCCACAGGUGGCCCCGACAACCAGGUGCACUUCGAGGGCUACCAGGUGUCCAACCAGUGCAUGGCGCUGGUGCGGGACGAGUGCCUGCUGCCCUGCAAGGACGCCCCCGAGCUCGGCUACGCCAAGGAGUCCAGCAGCGAGCAGUACGUGCCCGACGUGUUUUAUAAGGACAUAGACAAGUUCGGCAACGAGAUCACCCAGCUGGCCCGCCCGCUGCCCGUGGAGUAUCUGAUCAUCGACAUCACGACGACCUUCCCCAAGGACCCCGUGCACACGUUUUCUGCUUCGCAGACCCCGUUCCCCAUCGAGAACCGGGACGUGCUGGGCGAGACGCAGGACUUCCACAGCCUGGCCACCUACCUGUCGCAGAAUACCUCCUCCGUGUUCCUGGACACCGUCUCGGACUUCCACCUGCUGCUCUUCCUGGUCACCAACGAAGUCAUGCCUCUGCAGGACAGCAUCAGCCUCCUGCUGGAGGCCGUGCGGACCAGGGACGAGGAGCUGGCGCAGACGUGGAAGAAGUCCGAGCAGUGGGCCACCAUCGAGCAGCUCUGCAGCACCGUCGGGGUGCAGCUCCCGGGCCUCCAGGAGUACGGCGCCGUCGGGGGCUCCCCGCACGCCACCGCGGCCGCCAUGUGGGCCUGCGAGCACUGCACCUUCAUGAACCAGCCGGGCACUGGCCACUGCGAGAUGUGCAGCCUCCCCAGGACCUAGUGCCACCCCAGCCCUCUCUGACGCAGGGUCGUGGAGCCGUGCCCCACGGUGGGCAGCCCUGGAGGGCAGGGCAGGGGGCCUGCCCCGGGGUCUCUGGCUCACGCAGCCUCUCGGCACCAGGCUUCCCUGAAGAACGGAGCCGGGCCGGGCUCUCCGGCCGAAACCAGGCUCCUCACAGAGGAACGGGGCAGCCCCCACGGGCGCCUUGACAUGUCCGCCUGCAGAGGAGGGCGGGGUGCUUGCUGUGGCCGCCGGCCCCCCUCCUCUCUGGAUGCCGUUAGUUCUUGCCCCUCCCCUGGCUGUGGGCGGGGCUCUCGCUGGCCUCUGUGCCCUGCUGCCCUGGGGCAGAGCCUGCCUGCAGGGGCCACUUCUCCCCCUUCGGUAGCCAGUGCCCUGUGGCUACGCGAGUGGCCACGGGCCGGCCGGCCUCCGUCUGCUUGGUCUGCAGUUUCCUCGCUGCCCGCCCUCGUCCUGCUCUCAGCCGACGUCCAGGUGGGACCGUGGAGUCGGCGCCGGUUGUAACAACAGUUAUCAGUGACCCCCGCCCCGGAGACUUCUAUUUAUUUUUAUUGAGAUAAAAGCUGCAUCAGAGGGGAGUGAGAGAGACUAGUUCCACUUCUUCCCUCCAGCCGCCCCGUGGGCGUGUGCAGGGUGGGAGGGGCCCUCAGUCAGGUCUCCCUGGAAGUAAACCUCAGUGCCUGGACUCUUCUGCCCGACCGCGUGGCCGCGGGGGCCACAGAAACGAGCCCCUGGCCCAGGGCGGGGCGGUGGCUCCAGCUGGGCGGAGGCUGCUGGCCGGGUGCGUGGGGUGAGCUGGGUUUUCCAGGACUGGAAGCUCUGGGCCCUUUGCCCCCCACACAGUCCUGCCCGCCCCAGCCUCUGCACAUGGCAUGGCCACCGAGGGGCCUGUGGUGAGGUCACAGGGCGGGGGGGAGGCCUGAAGGUGGCUGUUGUGCUGAUGGUGAGGUC